Messenger RNA from Fusarium pseudograminearum CS3096, 732 nucleotides. RefSeq lists its product as uncharacterized. The transcript is spliced from 5 exons. Lineage: Eukaryota; Fungi; Ascomycota; Sordariomycetes; Hypocreales; Nectriaceae. Gene Ontology annotation, molecular function: protein binding; U2 snRNA binding. Gene Ontology annotation, cellular component: U2 snRNP. Gene Ontology annotation, biological process: mRNA splicing, via spliceosome. The record is from RefSeq and is a predicted model, not a curated record. Bases 1 to 732 code for a protein of 243 amino acids.
AUGCGGCUCACCGCCGACCUCAUCCGGGAUUCCCUAUCCUACCUCAAUCCUCUGAAGGAGCGAGAGCUUGAUCUCCGAGGACACCGAAUUCCAGCGAUUGAGAACUUGGGUGUUGCUGGCCCUCACGAUGCCAUCGACUUCACCGAUAACGACAUUCAAGUACUGGGAAACUUUCCCCUGUCGCCGCGCAUAACCACCCUUCUCCUCGCGCGAAACCGAGUCUCGAGCAUCCAGCCCUCUCUGGCCAAGGCCAUCCCGAACCUUGCCAACCUCGUGCUAUCGUCAAACAACCUCGUCGAGCUCGCGGAUCUGGACGCGCUAGCGUCGUUCCCCCGAUUGACGCACUUGGUCCUGUCAGAUAACCCUGUUUCCAAGAAGGAGAACUACCGAUACUGGGUCCUCUGGAAAUGCCCCUCUGUACGAUUUCUCGACUUCGUCAAGGUGAAGGAGUCUGAGCGAGAGCAGGCUCGUGAAUUGUUUGGAACUGAGGAAGAGCCAACUGCUUUGGCUGCCAAGAUCCAAGGUAUCAAGACCACCAACUUUAGCACCUCCGCCGACGGCUCGGAAGCGCCCUCCAAGCUUUCACGAAUAAAGCUCACCGAUGCCGAGAAGAAGCGAUUGCAGGAACGCAUCAAGAAGGCGACCAGUCUGCAGGAGAUCAUUGCACUGGAGAAGGAGCUCAACGAGGGACGUCUGCCCUCUGGCAUUCACGGAGAUGCCAUGGAGGAAUAA